AUGGUAGCAUUAGAACGAUGGCUUUGCCGUCACCGGCACAUCUUCCCCACCAUAACCACGACAUCGACAUCUUCAAGACGCAAUUACUCGACACAUCCUCCUAAUGCCCGCUUGAACAAGCCUAUAGAUUUCUCGACGACCCCGAUCCUACACCAUACCGCCUCCUCCGCCCUCGCCACCCCUCUGCUCCCUCCCGCCGCCCGGAAAUCCAAAACCUCCCGCCAGAACCUCUUCCAAUCCAUCAACUCCGCCCUCCGCCAUGCCCUCUCCUCCGACGAGCAAGUCCUCCUCUUCGGCGAGGACGUUGCCUUUGGCGGCGUGUUCCGGUGCUCCAUGGACCUUGCUGCCGACUUUGGCAGCGAGCGCGUCUUUAAUACCCCGCUGACGGAGCAAGGUAUAGUCGGGUUUGCCAUCGGAUGUGCCGCGGAAGGGAUGAAACCGGUAGCGGAGAUACAGUUUGCGGACUAUGUGUAUCCUGCCUUUGACCAGCUGGUGAAUGAGGCGGCGAAGAUGAGAUAUAGGGCGGGCUUGACCGGCAAGCCUGGUCCAGAUGGCGAGAGAGGCAUGCAUUCUGGGGGCCUGGUGGUUCGUAUGCCGUCCGGUGGAGUCGGUCACGGCGCCCUAUACCACUCGCAGUCCCCAGAGUCACUGUUCACCCACGUUCCGGGACUGCGCGUUGUCGUGCCGCGGAGUCCCAUCCAAGCGAAAGGGAUGUUACUGUCGGCCAUCCUGGAUUGCAACGAUCCCGUGGUGUUCCUCGAGCCGAAGAUCCUCUACCGCGCCGCCGUGGAGCAGGUGCCUAUGGAUCCGUAUUUCCUUCCCCUGGACAAGGCCGAAGUCUUGAAGCAGGGAAAGGAUGUCACGGUCAUCUCAUACGGCACGCCCCUCUACUCGUGUUCGGCAGCCAUUGAGGCCAUCGAGAAAGAUCUAGGGGUCAGCGUGGAGCUGAUUGAUCUGCGGUCGAUACAUCCGUGGGAUAGACCCACUGUUUGGGAAAGCGUGAACAAGACCGGCCGGGCUGUUAUCGUCCAUGAGAGCAUGGUAAACGCGGGCGUCGGUGCGGAGGUUGCCGCUACGAUCCAGGAAGGCUCGUUUCUUCGUCUGGAGGCACCGGUGAUCCGAGUCGCUGGCUGGACUACGCAUGUUGGACUGGUUUUUGAAAAGUUCAAUAUCCCUGACGUGACACGUAUCUACGAUGCUAUCAAGCGAUCGGUUGAAUAUUAA
Messenger RNA from Eremomyces bilateralis CBS 781.70, 1224 nucleotides. Its product is annotated as thiamine diphosphate-binding protein. Lineage: Eukaryota; Fungi; Ascomycota; Dothideomycetes; Eremomycetales; Eremomycetaceae. Gene Ontology annotation, molecular function: catalytic activity. Gene Ontology annotation, biological process: branched-chain amino acid catabolic process; response to nutrient. The coding region runs from base 1 to 1224 and encodes 407 amino acids. The record is from RefSeq and is a predicted model, not a curated record. The transcript is spliced from 2 exons.